Colletotrichum acutatum is the source of this 930-nucleotide messenger RNA. Its product is annotated as RNA recognition domain-containing protein. Gene Ontology annotation, molecular function: mRNA binding. The coding region runs from base 1 to 930 and encodes 309 amino acids. The record is from RefSeq and is a predicted model, not a curated record. Lineage: Eukaryota; Fungi; Ascomycota; Sordariomycetes; Glomerellales; Glomerellaceae. The transcript is spliced from 2 exons.
AUGAACUCGUCAUCGGAGCAGCCCGCCGCCCUGGAGGAGGGCCGGCGCAUCUACCUGGGCAACCUUCUCUACAGCAUCCAGCCCGUCGACAUCGAGGAAAUGCUGAAAGACAAUGGCUUUGAAGGGUACGAAAAGAUUCACAUCUCGAUGGACCCGGUCUCGGCUCGUAAUCCUGGAUACUGCUUCGUCGAUUUCUCUGAGCGCGCAGACGCUGAGCGGGCACUAUCUUCUCUUGACGCGCGCCUCCGUGGUAGACCACUCAAGGUCGGCCCAUGCGAGCCCAAGAAGCAGAACCGGAGCCGGUGGCAAAGCGACAGAGAGCCUGCUUUCAACAGGUGGGGAGACUGGUCUGGGUCGCGGGGUGAGGGCGGCGAUGAGGCUGGCAGAUCACCGGCGCGGACCGGUAGGAACGGCGGCAUUGAGAGCGGACCGUACGGCGCCAUCAAGCACUUCGACGAGGGCGUUGCGACGGAAGGGGAUGGAAGGAGACUCUAUGUUGGAGGGUUGGGUGCUAUGGUUGAUCAGGCGCAGCACCAGGAUGAGCUGCAACAAAUUCUCGAGGGCCACAAGCCACUAGCCAUCAGCAAGCGCAUCACUCCCCAUGAGUCUACUAGGGCCAAGGGCGGUGAACACCACUACUGCUUCGUCGAUUUCGCGACAGCUGAAGAGGCGGAUGCAGCAAGGAACGCGCUGGACCGCACGGUCUGGGGAACCGGUCGUUUGCGCGUAAACGUUGCUCGCGGUCUGCCCGACAAGCUCAAGGAUCGUACGACGCCGUCGGAUGUUCAAAAUGAGAAGGACAACGGUGAGCGCUCGGCUUGGCGGAAGCCCAGAUAUGAGAAUUCGAGUCGCGACAACAGCACGAGAUCUUCUCAACCGCUGAGAUCAGCAGCAUCGGGGAAUUGGCGGCAAAAGGAGCCUUCAACUUGA